Molecule: messenger RNA, 418 nt
Organism: Symbiodinium necroappetens
Lineage: Eukaryota; Dinophyceae; Suessiales; Symbiodiniaceae
Source: the annotation of a GenBank genome assembly
GCUGGACUCCAGCAACAAAUUCCUGGACACUGCCAGCAUUCACCUUCAUGUCCCUGAGGGCGCCACGCCGAAGGAUGGCCCCUCGGCAGGGGUGACGAUGACUAGUGCCCUCGUCAGCACCGCCUUCGAUGUGCCGCUUUUGGAUGACAUCGCCAUGACAGGCGAGCUGACGUUGAUGGGCAAGGUUCUCAAAGUCGGUGGCAUCAAGGAGAAGGUGAUCGCAGCACGCCGUGAAGGGGUGAAGACUCUGCUCCUCCCACGGCAGAAUGAGGCUGACUUCAUGGAGCUCAAAGAGUACCUCCGUGCCGGCAUGACAGCCCAUUUCGUCGACCACUACGACGAUGUGUACAAGCUGGCUUUCGACCAGACCAAGGUGCCCCCUUUGUCGGCACCUUCGAGGGGCCUGCCUGUGAUCACG